AGGCAACCCGGGCUAACAAACAUGGCGCUGUCCAGUAGAUUCAUGCUCUUGAAUGUACAAUCAACCCGUAGGCUUGCUAAAAGAUGCCUUUGCUCAAGUAUAAAUAAUGAGAAUGUCACAUUUCCGGAACGGGUGUUCUCCGGAAUUCAGCCAACUGGUAUUCCACAUAUCGGUAAUUACUUUGGUGCCAUCAAAAACUGGAUCCGCUUACAAGACACUCAUAGCAGUGUCAUGUAUAGCAUUGUAGAUCUACAUUCAGUCACAGUACCGCAAGAUCCGGCCAUCCUUAGAGAAAACAUUAUGUCUAUGACAGCUUGUCUGCUGGCCUGUGGAAUCGAUCCGGACAGAGGAAUAUUGUUUCAACAGUCACAGGUACCUUAUCACACGGAACUUGCCUGGAUCCUGGGAUGUCAAUGUACACUAAGUCGUCUGGCACAUCUACCUACAUGGAAAGAAAAGUCAGCGGCAACGAAAGACGCACUGCUAGGAUUGUAUACGUAUCCAGUUCUGCAGGCAGCUGAUAUACUUCUUUACAAAGGCACUGAAGUACCAGUGGGAGAGGACCAGUUUUGUCAUAUAGAACUUGCUCGUGCGCUCGCAAAAUUAUUCAACAAUCGAUUUGGACACCUCUUCCCCCAACCCUCAAUACUGCUGACUGAUCUUCCGCGAAUAAAAAGUUUUCGCCAGCCAGAUAAGAAAAUGAGCAAGUCAGAGGCAAACCCAAACAGCAGAAUAGAUCUCACAGACUCUCCGGAUGAAAUUAGAAGGAAAGUGAAGAAAGCCGUAGUAGAUAGCCAUUCUGAAUUAACGUAUGACACGGACAAUAGACCAGGCAUCUCGAAUCUGAUUGGUUUAGAAUGUGCCAUAACUCAAAAAUCACCAUCCCAGGUUUGUGAGGAAAAUACAGGUGUCUUAACUGGUCAGUACAAAUUAAAAUUAGCUGAUCUUCUCAUAGAGGAACUGACUCCUAUACGACUUCAAAUGGAACGAUUGCUGAGUGACCGACACCAUUUAAGCGGUGUCAUUAAAAAAGGACGUGAUAGAGCUAUGGAAAUAGCUGAGCCGAAUAUAGCGGAAGUGAAAUCUCUAGUCGGGUUUAUGUAAUUGAUGCGUACAGUAGAUACUGCGAAAGCUGCUUAACUUAUUUACCCCCUUAGAAACAUUUGAACUCUUCCAAUUCAAAGGUUGAAAUAGUUCAUUAUGAAAUUUCAGGGGUGAAUGAGUAAAGGUACAGAGUCCCGCCUUUUUUUCUUCCUAUACUUGCCUUGAAAAGCUAUUUUCUUGUUAAAUUCAUGUUAUUUUCUUUUCAUUUCAUACAAGGAAAAUUACCGUUUCUUGGCCUGUUUUACAGGUUAAAGAACUUUUUAAAAUAAUUUCCAGGUAUGUUGCAGAAAAGUUUUAAUACGACAUAAAAUAAAAUCAUUGCUAUAUAUCAAAAAGGUCUGCAUGGGGUUCAAAUCCCUGACGCAGAGGCGUUUUUAUGAAAAAGGAAAAUUAUAAUGAAUGCAUCAUGGUGUGUAACCUUUGCUAAACUGUACUGUAAAAGUUUCAUAUUUUCUUGUGUUAUGUUUGUUGUGUAUUAACAUUCGUGGUUUUCGUGGUUGCUAUUGAACCACGAAAAUAAAUACAAAGAAUUUGACUGAUAUACGUGUCUACUGUUUGUUAACAUUGGAUAUCCACGAAAGUCUGUACCAGGAAACGAUAUAAAUAGCUUCAAACCACGAAGGAAAGUACCCACGAACAUUUCCUGUUAUACAGUACUGUAUAUAGUUUAUAAUGGGCUCAUAAUUUUCCUCAAAAUGAAUGAAGUAUGGAAGUUGCUUCGUAUACUCAUGUCAAGAGCAAUGUCAAUAAUUACCUUUGCAGAAAUUAAUUGUCAAAAAUAUUCUUGAUUUUGACUGAAAAGUAACGUUUGAAUGCGAAAUUUGAGUGGCACAAAAUUGCAAUGAAAUUAAUGAAAACACCUACCUGUACAUGCAUUCCUGAAGGAUCCAUGUAGUCACUAUUA
Messenger RNA from Mizuhopecten yessoensis (Yesso scallop), 2008 nucleotides. Its product is annotated as tryptophan--tRNA ligase, mitochondrial-like. Gene Ontology annotation, molecular function: tryptophan-tRNA ligase activity; ATP binding. Lineage: Eukaryota; Metazoa; Mollusca; Bivalvia; Pectinida; Pectinidae. The transcript has 7 exons. Gene Ontology annotation, biological process: mitochondrial tryptophanyl-tRNA aminoacylation. Gene Ontology annotation, cellular component: mitochondrial matrix; mitochondrion. Bases 22 to 1104 code for a protein of 360 amino acids. The record is from RefSeq and is a predicted model, not a curated record.